AUUGCAACUAAAUUGCUCCUAAUAAGCAAAGACAGCUUAACGUCUCUAAGAAUAGUACUAUUUUUGUUGUUAGUUUUUCAGAACUUUUCCGAAGAGACGUGUGGUAGCCAAUUCUUUGCCCAAGACAUCCACUGCAAAGGGAAUAUACUGAUUGAGACUCAGUCAGCUUUGCCAUCUCAUUGCACAAUCAGCGUCAAAGUGGAUCACAAAGCUCUGGUUGACGAAAAGAAAGCUUCCCCGGAUGGCAAAGAUCUCCGAGUGUUUUACCUUUCUGACAAGGAGAGGUCGCCGUACGAGAUCGAUCGAGUUGUCACCGGCUUGAACACAACUGAAGCACGUGUGCAAUUUCGAAUCCAGAGGAUGAUUCCCAGUAACACAGUUGACACCACUUCCUACGCUCUCGUAUUUGCCGGGGAAAAAGCUGGGAAUGUGAAGUCUGACCCCAAAAAAGUAUUCGCUUUCUUCGAGGAUUUUUCCGACUCGAAGUUGAAGCAGUGGACGCGGGUGUGGGGCGAGUGGACUGUCAAGAAUGGCGCUGUGUUUGGCAAAACGGGGAAGUCAUCUUUCGGACACGCUGAAGUGGGCUUGUACUUGAAUGAAGGAAGGGAUUGGGACGAUAUUGAACUGGAACUUGAUCUGAUGGAGACAGGCUCAGGAGUUGUUUACCCUGGUCCAUUCCUACGAAUACAAGAAUCUAAUUUACAAUAUACAACGGCGUGGUGGUUUGAGUAUUACACAGACCGCAAAAAGUGUACAAUGAGGACCUUUAUCGUCAACAGAGAUGGCUUAUGGAAGUACAGAUGUCAACUUCCACAACCACUUUCCAAAAAUAAGUGGUUCCAUUUCAGGUAUCGAGUGGUGGGAAACAGAAUAUCUCAGUGGGCUAAUGAGGUGCUUAUUCAGACUUCUACAGUGGACAAGGAGUGGAUGAUUCCCAGUGGUGGCAUAGCUUUGGGUUGCCAUAGCGUAUAUAGCGGAAGCCGCUAUGGUUGUAGAACCUUCUACGACAACAUUAAGGUGAAGUUACUGGUGGAUCCAAUACCUACAGUGUCCGUUGAUGACAGGUGUCAGCUUAACUGCCAAACAGGUCCACCCAUUGGAACAAAGGAGCACCCAGCAAACUCUUGCAAGCAGAUCCAUGACUCCAAACGCAGUGAUCAAAACAAAUCUUCUGCAAAGAACGGCGUGUACUGGAUCAAGGCUUCAUUGAAAUGGAGCGACAGCAUUCAAUCUUUCUGUGACAUGAAAAAUGGUGGUUGGACUCUGGUUGGAAAGAUCUACGGCCGGGUGGGAAAUGUCUAUAGCAAAUGGCUCGUGAAAAAUGUCAACACACAAGAUCUGAAAGUGCCAAAGAUCGACUCG
Molecule: messenger RNA, 1362 nt
Organism: Orbicella faveolata
Lineage: Eukaryota; Metazoa; Cnidaria; Anthozoa; Scleractinia; Merulinidae
Source: RefSeq, a predicted model, not a curated record